Molecule: messenger RNA, 1047 nt
Organism: Penicillium chermesinum
Lineage: Eukaryota; Fungi; Ascomycota; Eurotiomycetes; Eurotiales; Aspergillaceae
Product: ankyrin repeat domain-containing protein
Exons: 1
Coding region: 1-1047 (348 amino acids)
Molecular function (GO): protein binding
Source: RefSeq, a predicted model, not a curated record
AUGAUACAUAUAGACAACGAGCACCCCCCGCCCGAGCAGCAGCCAAAAAGACGCAGGAUGAUGCCGGACCACGCAAACAAACGAUUCUCCUCGCCAGCAGCCAUCAGCUUUGUGCCGCACAUGGGCCUUCCCAUACCUAUGAGCACGCCAGACCUCUCCCUCUCCGCCCGCGCACACCUGCACACAUUCGAAACCGCCUGCCGAGAAGGCAACCUGCCCGCCGUCAUGGCCGUCACGCUCUCCGACGCCCGCACCCCCGAGCUCCUCCACCACGGCCUCAUGCUCGCGCUCGCAGCAGGCCACGUCGAAAUAACACACCACCUUCUUGCAAACGGCGCCUUCAUCGACCGCCGCACGCCCGUGCAAAUCCUGUCUGCCCCGGAAGCCGUCCAAGUCCCGCUCUUCGACCUCCUCGCCCAGCACGGCUGGACGCCCGGCGAGCUCGGCGCCGUGCUGCUCCCGCGCGUCGUCACUAAUCUCCCUCUGCUGAACUGGUUCCUGCUGCAUGGCGUGGACCCGAAUCUCGGGACGGCCGCGGGGGAUGUAGCCAACGACCCGAACCCACGGUCUUGUGCAGCGCUGGAAGCUGCGUCUGCGCGGGGAGAGGUCGAGGCGGUGCGGCUGCUGCUGGAUGCCGGGGCGGAGAUCCACUAUGGGACGCCGUUGCAUUUUGCGGCGGGGGCGUGUUCGCCGGGGAUUUCGCCGCGGAGCGUGACGACAAAGGAGUUUGAUGCGAGUCGCAUUCCGGUGAUGGCGCUGCUGGUGGAGAGGGGCGCGGAUGUGAAUCAGAAGGGAGAGUCGAGGGUCGUUGUGCACCAUCCCAUCAUGUAUGCAGCUAUGGCCGGUGCUGUUGAGCGGGUGAGGUGGUUGGUAGAUCAGGGGGCUGAUCCGGAGGCCAAGGGGGCCUGGGGAAGUGCAGCCGAGUAUGUUGCUAUGAUUGGGAGUGAUGAGAUGAGGAGUAUCGUGCAGCGGGGGAUUGAGAGGAAGCAGCGGUCGAGGAUCUCGCGUCAGAGCUUUGCUAUUCGCCCGAAAUCGGUCGUGAGGUAG